AUGCGGUUUGUGGCCUGCUGUUUGCAGGCCGUUGCCGCAUGCGUCGUUGUCGUUUUGUGUCUACAGCUCCAACCACACGGCUGCGACCUAACGGACGCGGCGUCUUUCGUAUCUGUGUACAUAUGUGUUUCUGUAGCUCUCUGCGCAAAAGCACCACGCGCAGCGAGCUUCUUGAGGGCAAAAGUGAGCGAAAGUAGAAGGUCUAGGCGAACAACUUGCACAGCUGCGCUUGCAGCCAGCGGUGGAGCGGCGUCUUCCGCAGAUCUUGCAUCUGGAUCAUUGACUGCGAGCGAAAUUCUGAGAGACAGGUCCGCAAGACGGACAAUGAGCGGGAGACGCUUUUGA
Messenger RNA from Amoebophrya sp. A120, 345 nucleotides. NCBI's taxonomy places the organism in Eukaryota, Dinophyceae, Syndiniales, Amoebophryaceae. The record is from the annotation of a GenBank genome assembly.